AUGCUUUAUAAAUCAUUAUCAAAUAUUGGAACCAUUAAUAAAUCCAACGGAAAAUCUAUCCAACAACAACUCAAUAAUAAUAUGAAUAAUAAUGUUUACAACCAAACGAAUAAUGGUUCAAGUACAUUGAAUUUAAAUCAAACUUCAAUGUUUUCUCGUCCAUAUUAUUGUGCCUGGUAA
This is a messenger RNA of Cavenderia fasciculata, 180 nucleotides long. RefSeq lists its product as uncharacterized. Lineage: Eukaryota; Evosea; Eumycetozoa; Acytosteliales; Cavenderiaceae. The transcript has 2 exons. Bases 1 to 180 code for a protein of 59 amino acids. The record is from RefSeq and is a predicted model, not a curated record.